AUGUUGUCUCGCCUUUCAACCCUUGGCAUACCGCAAUCUGUGCGAAGACCUCUACUCUCCCAGCUGGCAUCUCCAACAUUCUCAAUUGUGUCACUAAGAUACCAUUCGCAUAGCCACCAAGAUCACACAAACUCCCAUAGCCAUUCACAUACUCAUACUUCCUCUAGCACGCAAGAGCAGGCCCAAAAGACGAAGAAGUCGGGGUUCUCAUUUUUUAGCAAUUUUGUGCGGGGCUCAAAGUUCCUAGUUUCGUCGUCCAUUGUGCUUCUUGCUCUCGGAGUUUCGUCUGUGUCGCUGUAUCUGGUGUUCAGCGAGCUGUUUUCUCCAUCCGGUGAGACAUCGACCUUUAACAGAGUAGUUUCAAUGAUUGAGAAAAAUGAAGAGGCGUUGAAGUUGCUUGGCUACUCGAAAGAAGAGAUCGAAAGCGGCAAACACAUCAGACUCAAAGCGUAUGGUUACGCGGCUGGAGAUAAAUGGACCAGAAACAGACCAAUCCAGGCUACUAAAUACCUUGCCAAGGACAACAAAGAGCACAUGCUGAUGAAGUUCUUUGUGGAGAGCGAUUACAAAAUCGCCGUUGUUCAAUUGGAAGCCAUUGAGGAGAACUUUGUUGAACAGCAGCUCGUGUAUGUGGCGAUGGAUGUGAAAGGACAGAAACGAUUCUACCUGGUUGGAGGUCCGAAGUCCAGCUCUGUGAACAAAAGAUUGGGCCUGAUGAACGAGUCGGGAUUCCUUGGCGUGAAAUGGGGAAAUAAAAAAGAGUGA
Molecule: messenger RNA, 765 nt
Organism: Ogataea haglerorum
Lineage: Eukaryota; Fungi; Ascomycota; Pichiomycetes; Pichiales; Pichiaceae
Exons: 1
Coding region: 1-765 (254 amino acids)
Biological process (GO): protein import into mitochondrial matrix
Cellular component (GO): TIM23 mitochondrial import inner membrane translocase complex
Source: RefSeq, a predicted model, not a curated record